Molecule: messenger RNA, 2091 nt
Organism: Ruditapes philippinarum (Manila clam)
Lineage: Eukaryota; Metazoa; Mollusca; Bivalvia; Venerida; Veneridae
Exons: 4
Coding region: 223-1587 (454 amino acids)
Biological process (GO): DNA catabolic process
Cellular component (GO): cytoplasm
Molecular function (GO): nucleic acid binding; 3'-5'-DNA exonuclease activity
Source: RefSeq, a predicted model, not a curated record
AUCAGUAAGAUAACUAUAAGCCAUUUACAAAAGUGUGUGUCAUAUGCCCUUUCUAAGAACUGUGGGGACUUGAAUGGAUUACAAGAAAACCUUAAGGCAAUUAUUCCCCAUAACUUUGGGGAUCACCAGUUGUGUCAGCCAAGGUUUUGUGGUUAUCUUAGGAAUAAAGAUGUAUCCUAUAUCCACCGUUCUUUACCAUACAAAUCAAGUUUGACUGGUGAGAUGUUAAAGCAACGGUUAGACGACAUUAUGAAACCUUUUAUUGCCAAAGCCAGCCAACUAGUGAACCUAGGGUCAAGCCAGCAAUGUGAACAUGCCAACCGAGAAGUGUCCUUAAAGGCUCCAAAGAACAUUUACUAUGGAGGGAGUGAGGCAUUAGAUGUUCGAGUUCAAGCAACUGCAGCAUUUAUAAACGAAGGAAGAAACUACAUAGUAGAGGUAAACAAACAAGCUGAUUUGUCACCUGGUCACUACACACAAAAGUAUGCACAGCAUUGUGCCAUCAAACGCCAGAAAUGUCAGGAAACCUUUGCUAAGCCAUCAACAAAGGGAAGGCGCCUGUUUUUGAAAAAAGAGCGUGCUGUCAACCAGUCAGCUACAGAGUCACUCGAAGGGGCAACAUAUCAGUCAGAAGUUGGCCACACAGCUGACAUAGACAUAGACAAAGUCCCCGAUCCUAUACCACGUGGAGUGUUCAAGCCAGUUUGUUCAAGUGGCGAACCCUCUUAUAUCACUGUGGAUCUUGAAACAACAGACCUUAUUCGAGGAGAUGUUUACCCCCAUAUUACACAGAUAGCAGCCAAACAUGUUGGAACCGAGAACAGCUUCAACUGCUAUGUGCUACCAAAACUACCUAUGAGCGCAUCAGCAGAGCGAGUGACUAAAAUUAUUGUAACAAAUAGUAUAGAUAUGUGCGUAGAUGGUGUUCCUGUGGAAACAAAAACUAUACAAACAGCUCUCAGAGAUUUUCUUAUCUGGCUGAAUCAGUUUCGCUAUGUUUUUCUGAUUGCUCAUAAUGGAAAACGCUUUGACUUCCCAAUCGUCGUAAAUGCCUGUCAAGCUAGUGGAAUGUUUAAUAAGUUUAGUUCAUGUGUGUUGGGAUUGGUAGACAGUCUUCACGUGUUUAAAUCUAUCUCUCCUAAACGUGAGUCUUACAAGCAGGAGGACCUAGCCCGUUCAUUGCUCUCCAAGGUGUAUAACGCUCAUAACGCACUGUGUGAUGUUGAUUGUUUGUCCGAGCUGGUCAUUUAUGCUUUGAAACAGGAUGAUAAGUGUAUUACAGUCAAGAGUUUCUCUCCUAGUGAUGUGAAAUACAAUAUGGAUUCAAACAAAGAGAAACAUAAAAACUUGCCAUCCUUGUCUAUUUUGAUUGCAAGUGGCGUCAUGAAAUCUUCAACUGCAGAUAAUGUUGCAAGUUCGGGGUUAAACUUUAAACAUUUACAAACAAUUUUUCAACGUAAGGGAGAGGAUGGACUGUAUAAUGUGUUUACUAUGAAAAAUAGUGAAGGGUUGCCAAGAGUGACCAAUUCUAAGAGAGUUUUGGAAUCCGUUAUUCCAAAGUUAGUGUCAUACUUCGAUGGCAAAUAAUAAGUCAUGUAUGAUAAUUCUGGAUAAUUUUUAUCCUAACUCUUCUUAUGUAAUAACUGAAAACUAAGUUUUCUUCAUUUAUUUGUAAAACAUUAUUCAUUUGAUUUAUUUGUAUAGCAAGAAUCAAAUGCAAAUUGUAUGUUUAAGACAUUUUAAGCAUUUUUCAUGAAAAUAUGGCUAUCAAAAUUCAAGGGGGUCAUCUUGUUUGUGUUCUUGUCUAAAAGAAACUAGACGGUAAAAGUUUCUAAUUUUAACAUAUGUUAUUGCUCACACAUUCAGAACAAUUUUGGUGCCAAAUUUGCAUAGUUACAGGCACUUUCAUGUAAAAAUUUUGAACUUUGAAAAAAUAAGGGGAAAAUAACAAAAUUCUGAAAUGCGACUUUUUGAACCAAAUCUGUUUCACAUUUUUGGUAAUAUUUUCUUAAACCUUUUUAUUAUUCAUGAAUUGUUGUUUUUGGGUACAGUACAUAUACAGAUGAAUAAAAAAACAUGCUGAAACAUAUU